AUGGACCAAGCCAAGGAUCUCCUCGAAAUGCCGCGCGAAUUCCUCAAGGACGGCAGGGGCUUCAUCACGCGCUGCAGCAAGCCCGACCGCCGCGAAUUCCUCCGAAUCAGCCAAGCCGUCGGCAUGGGGUUCCUCAUUAUGGGCGUGAUUGGAUACAUUGUCAAGCUGAUCCAUAUUCCCGUGAACAACAUCUUGGUUGGUGGCGCAUAG
Zasmidium cellare ATCC 36951 is the source of this 210-nucleotide messenger RNA. RefSeq lists its product as uncharacterized. Gene Ontology annotation, cellular component: membrane; Ssh1 translocon complex. Gene Ontology annotation, biological process: post-translational protein targeting to membrane, translocation; protein targeting. NCBI's taxonomy places the organism in Eukaryota, Fungi, Ascomycota, Dothideomycetes, Mycosphaerellales, Mycosphaerellaceae. Gene Ontology annotation, molecular function: transmembrane protein transporter activity. The record is from RefSeq and is a predicted model, not a curated record. The transcript has 3 exons. The coding region runs from base 1 to 210 and encodes 69 amino acids.